AUGAAGGUGAAAAGGGUUGCAGUGAUUGGAGCUGGGGCCAGCGGAUUGGGUGCCAUGAAGAGCUGCUUGGAGGAGGGUCUCGAGCCUUUGUGCUUUGAAAAGAGCAAAGACAUUGGAGGAGUGUGGAGAUAUGAGGAGACACCUGAAAGCGGAAGGCCUGGGCUUUACAAGUCUGUGACCUUAAACACUUCCAAGGAGAUGACAGCCUUCAGCGACUACCCUUUCCCUGAUCAUUACCCCAACUAUCUGCACCACUCCAGAAUGAUGGAGUAUCUCAGGAUGUACACCAAGCACUUUGGUCUGAUGAAAUACAUCCAGUUCCUGUCCAAAGUGUGUGCUGUGAGGAAGCGCCCUGAUUUUUCAUCCUCUGGCCAGUGGGAUGUUGUGGUAGAAGCUGACGGAAAGCAGAAAACCUAUACCUUUGAUGGGGUCAUGAUCUGCAGUGGUCGUUACACAGAGAAGUACUUGCCCUUACAGGAUUUUGCAGGGAUCCAGAAUUUCAGCGGCACAUAUCUCCACAGUUGGGAGUACAAGCAUCCAGACAGUUUUGUGGGGAAAAGAGUGGUCGUGAUUGGCCUCGGGAAUUCGGGAGUAGAUGUGGCUAGCGAGAUCAGCCAUGUCGCUGAACAGGUUUUCCUCAGCACGAGACAAGGUGCAUGGAUCUGGAGCCGGGUUUGGGAUCAUGGAAAUCCCAUGGAUGCCACCCUCUUCACUCGUUAUAACAGAACAAUUGAAAAAAUCAUUCCCACAUUUCUGCUCAACAGAUGGGCAGAGAACAAAUUAAAUGCAAGAUUUAACCAUGCCAAUUAUGGGCUGCAGCCCAAACACAGAAUUUUUAGCCACCGAACUGUUUUUAGUGAUGAUCUGGCAAAGCACAUAAUUACCGGGAGAGUGCUGAUGAAACCAAACGUGAAAGAGUUCACGGCUACAUCCGCCAUCUUUGAGGAUGGCACCGAAGAAGACGUAGACGCCAUUGUCUUUGCCACAGGCUACUCCUGGACCGCCCCUUUCCUGGAGGCUGACUCAGGAAUCCUGGACAGCCAGCACUCCUUGUUUAAAUUUGUCUUCCCCCCUCAGCUAGAGAAACCAACUCUAGCUUUCAUUGGUGUGGUUCAGCCAGUAGGCCCCCUCAUUCCCUCAGCAGAAAUCCAAAGCCGAUGGGCUGUUCGCGUAUUCAAGGGACUGAAAAUAUUACCUUCCGAAAGUGACAUGAUGGCGGACAUCAACAGAAGCAGAAAGAAAAUGACAAACACGUCUGUGCAAAGCCCAGGAGAAGGACAACAAGUGCAGUACAUCAACUACAUGGAUGAAAUUGCUUCUGAGUUAGGUGUCAAGCCCAACCUGUUCUCGCUCUUCCUCUGGGAUCCAAAACUGGCCAAGGAGAUUUUCUAUGGGCCCUGCACCUCAUAUCAGUACCGUCUACAGGGGCCUGGGAAAUGGUGCAGGGCCCGGAAGGCCAUCCUCACCCAAAGAGACCGGAUGCUCAAACCUCUGAGGACCCGUGUGGUCACACCCUCUGGGUCUCUUUCCUCUAGUCUGCUCGGGGCCAAGUGUAUCUGUGCUGUCAUUUUUCUCUCUGCUCUCUUGUUAUUCAUCAUCUAAAUGAUACAUCUGUAAGCUCACAUUGACAUAGAUGUGUAUGCAAAUACAGAAGAACAAGUUACUGUUAUUUGAAUUGUAUCAAAAUGAAGACA
This is a messenger RNA of Heterocephalus glaber (naked mole-rat), 1694 nucleotides long. Its product is annotated as flavin-containing monooxygenase 5-like. Lineage: Eukaryota; Metazoa; Chordata; Mammalia; Rodentia; Bathyergidae. The record is from RefSeq and is a predicted model, not a curated record. Gene Ontology annotation, molecular function: N,N-dimethylaniline monooxygenase activity; flavin adenine dinucleotide binding; NADP binding.